AUGAAAGCAGAGCCACCACUUCAUAAGGAGCUUCUGGAUGCUAUUAUCAAAGACAACAAACUCUUCCUACAGGAGCAAGAGCUGAAUGCUCGGACCCAAGUUCUGCAAGCCUCAUCAUCAUGCUCAUCCAAGCCCAAUGGUUCAGACGACAACAACCCUCCGGGGAGCUGUGGCCCGUCUGGUGGGGGGGGAGGAGGAGGCGGCUUCAACACCAUCAGCAGACUGGUGUUUUAA
This is a messenger RNA of Knipowitschia caucasica, 234 nucleotides long. NCBI's taxonomy places the organism in Eukaryota, Metazoa, Chordata, Actinopteri, Gobiiformes, Gobiidae. The record is from the annotation of a GenBank genome assembly.